This is a messenger RNA of Hyaena hyaena (striped hyena), 1378 nucleotides long. Its product is annotated as phospholipid scramblase 1-like. The record is from RefSeq and is a predicted model, not a curated record. Gene Ontology annotation, biological process: plasma membrane phospholipid scrambling. Gene Ontology annotation, cellular component: plasma membrane. Gene Ontology annotation, molecular function: phospholipid scramblase activity. Lineage: Eukaryota; Metazoa; Chordata; Mammalia; Carnivora; Hyaenidae. The transcript is spliced from 9 exons. Bases 287 to 1336 code for a protein of 349 amino acids.
UCUCUACCCAGAGCAAGGAAGGGGGCGGGGCCCGCAAGUCUCACGCCCUCAGGCGGCUACACUGGCUCACCGGCAGGGGGAGGAGCCCUUUUGUGUACCUAGCGUCUGAAAACGAAACCGGGAAGGAUCCUGUGCCUCGGAGGUCCGUUCCAACCAGCGCUGGAGCACCUGCAGCCACAGGUGGGCCGGUGACUUUCUCGUCCCCCUGCCGCGCGCGCACCUGGCGCGGGACUUGAGCGGGUUCUCGGGACCAGUCGGCUGUGUUUGUGCCGGGACUCUUUAAAUCAUGGAAAAACAAAAUAGACAAAUGAAUGCUCCUUACCCAGGAACAAAUUUACCACCUGAAUAUCUCCCUCAAUAUCCUUCAGCAGCACUCCAAGGACCUCCAGGAUAUACUGCCUACUCUGCCCCCCAGGUUGGCUAUCCUGGCCCCCAGGUUGGCUACCCUGGCCCCCAGAUUGGCUACCCUGGCCCCCAGGCUGGCUACCCUGGCCCCCAGGCUGGCUAUCCUGGCCCUCAGGCUGGCUAUCCUGGCCCCCAGGCUGGCUACUCAAUUCCCCCAGCUGGUUAUUCCGGUGCUGGCCCAGCAGACUUUCCUGUCCAACACCAGCCAGUAUAUAAUCAGCCAGGUGGACGUGCAGGGGUACCGUGGAUGCCAGCACCACCACCUCCAUCAGGCUGUCCACCUGGAUUGGAAUAUUUAAGUCAGAUAGAUCAGAUACUGGUUCAUCAGCAAGUUGAGCUUCUGGAAGUUUUAACAGGUUUUGAAACUAAUAACAAAUAUGAAAUUAAGAACAGCUUUGGACAGAGGAUUUACUUUGCAGCAGAGGACAAGGAUUGCUGUACCCGAUAUUGCUGUGGGGCUUCUAGGCCUUUUACAAUGAGGAUUGUUGAUAAUAUGGGCCAAGAAGUUAUAACUCUGGAGAGACCACUAAGGUGUGACCACUGUUGUUGCCCUUGCUGCCUUCAGGAGAUAGAAGUCCAUGCCCCUCCCGGUGUACCUGUAGGUUAUGUUAUUCAGACCUGGCACCCAUGCCUUCCAAAGUUUACAAUUCAGAAUGAGAGGAGAGAAGAUGUACUAAAAAUUACUGGUCCGUGUGUUGUGUGCAGCUGUUGUGCAGAUGUUGAUUUUGAGAUUAAAUCUCUUGAUGAAGAAACGAUAGUUGGCAAGAUUUCCAAGCAGUGGACUGGUUUUGUUAGAGAGGCGUUUACUGACACUGAUAACUUUGGUAUCCAGUUCCCUUUAGACCUCGAUGUGAAAAUGAAAGCUGUAAUGCUUGGUGCCUGUUUCCUCAUUGAUUUCAUGUUUUUUGAAAGGAGUGGAAACAAAGAAUAAAAAGGAGUGUGAUAGAGGAUUAAUGGAGGCCUCAGAAAGCAU